Messenger RNA from Suillus discolor, 1831 nucleotides. RefSeq names its product MFS general substrate transporter. Gene Ontology annotation, biological process: transmembrane transport. The transcript has 16 exons. Gene Ontology annotation, cellular component: membrane. Bases 329 to 1831 code for a protein of 500 amino acids. The record is from RefSeq and is a predicted model, not a curated record. NCBI's taxonomy places the organism in Eukaryota, Fungi, Basidiomycota, Agaricomycetes, Boletales, Suillaceae. Gene Ontology annotation, molecular function: transmembrane transporter activity.
UCAUCUCUACUCUAUUUUAUCUUUAGAAACCGUCAAAGUCUCUACACGGCGUUCGUGAGAAGCCCUUGAAUAAAUUUGUCUUGCCGGCUGCCGUGAGUCUGUCUUUGUCUUGUCGGGUGACUUAUCUCUCGUUUUCCUCGUGGAACAUGUUGGCUUGCUUAUCUGUUACCUCAAUUGCAACACGGCUCAUUGAAACUAUUGGUUUGUCACUUAUCUUGCGGGCACAGCAAUAACACCAAUCCGUCGCGGAUGCAUUUCUUUCUGUGAGAUGCUUGAGAGGAUAAGAAGCUAGUGUGAUGUUCGAGCGUCUUGAUUACGCGCCAGUGCAAUGUCUUCCGAAACUAGUGCAGUGAAGAAUCUGGACGAAGUCGAGAAGAGCUCGCAGCUCGAGAACUAUGAUGACAAGCUCGGGCUAGGUUCACUCGAUACUUCUGACGGUGAUGCGGCUCUUCAGCUCGUCGGUGCACAGGCAACGGUGCACUUCAGCGAGGAGUACAACCGAAAGCUCAGGCGCAAGCUGGACCUUGUCAUCCCCCCCAUUUCAGCGGCUGUCUACUUCUGUCAAUAUUUGGACAAGACCUCACUGAACUAUGCGAGUAUCAUGGGCUUCCCGAUCGUGAACCAGAACUACAACUUGGUAUCCAUGGCCUUCUACCUGGGUUACCUCUUUUGGGAGUUUCCGACCGUCUAUAUAUCGCAGAAACUUCGGUUAGCCAAGUAUCUCGGCGGCAACAUUGUUGUAUGGGGGAUAUUGCUCAUGCUGCAUGCCUCAACAGACAAUUUCGGAGCCUUCUUUGCUCUCAGAUUCCUUCUGGGAAUGUGCGAGUCUUGUGUCGCGCCGUGUCUCAUUCUCAUUAUCUCAAUGUUUUACAAGAAGGAUGAACAGGCACUGUUUGGUGGUUUCGUGGCAUACGGUAUCUCGUUCUAUGCCGGCAAUGCUUUACCGCCCUACAAAAUCAUCUAUAUACUACUUGGUGGUCUUGCGGUCGUUAUUGGCAUAAUCGUCUUGAUCUGGCUACCAGAUUCCCCAGUCAAUGCUUCCAUGCUGACGAAGGAGGAGCGGAUUGCUGCUCUUGAACGUGUCCGGAACGAUCAAGGAGGUACGGAAAACAAGAAAUUCAAGAAGGACCAGGUCAUCGAAGCCCUCACGGAUCCUCGCACAUGGCUUGUUGUUUUAUCAACGAUAUUGACGAGUAUCCCUAACGGAGCCUUGAGUAACUGUAACAUUUCUCCUAGAUCAAAGCAAACCCUGAUUCUUUCCACCCCUGGGGGAAUUAUUGGUUCCGCAAUGGUGAUUUUCUGUGGAUGGUAUGCUGAUAAGAAGAACGAGCGGAUGGUCCCCAUCGUGUUUGCAUUGAUUCCUACCAUUGUCGGUGCAGCUAUCCUUAUUGGCAUGAACGGAUCCUCUAACAAGGGUGUUCUGCUCUUUGCGACAUACAUCAUCGGUACCUUUGGCAGCGCUCUUUCCACGAUCUACGCAUACAACGCAAGCAACACCGGUGGCCAUACCAAGAAGGUGACGAUUAACGCAAUGACGAUGGCCACUUUCAGCAUUGGCAAUAUCAUCGGGACUGAGAUAUUCCAGCCUAAAGAUGCGCCAGCUUAUAUUCCAGGAAAGACCGCGAUUAUGGUUUUGUUGAUCGUGCAGCUGUUCGUCUCGUUUUUACUACGCUGGAUCAAUAUCCGCUUGAACAGAAAGCGAAAAGCUCAUCUGGCGGACUUAAAGGCGCAACGGGGUUGGACUGAUGACGAUGUGCAAAAGGAAAGAGAGCGUCACGCAUUUGCUGACCUUACUGAUAGACAGAACAUUUUCUUCGUAUACACAUGUUAA